AUUGACUAAAAAUGCAUCUGUGUUGAAAGUGUGCAACUUGGUAUCUGCAAAUAGUUUAAAUAGUGAUUCUUCUGUUACUACUACAACUGCUUCAAAAAUGAUUGAAAGUCGAGCAUGGGAGUUCCGUGUUUCUUGCCAAGUUGCACCGGAAGAGCAGGUGUGUGUUGUGGGGAACUGUGAUUCUCUUGGGAUGUGGGACUCUCAGCGAGUGAUCCCACUCUACUCUGAAAACCCAUCUAUGUACAGUGAAGAGACUGUGUGGUCAACUUCAGUUCAGAUUCCUUUAUCAGGGGUUGAGUAUCGUUAUUGUGUGUGUAUCAUCCUGGAGGGCCGGCCUGGUCUACAUGAUGAACAAGUUGUCGUGGUCAGACGUUGGGAGACAAAUAUGUUGCCCAGAAAAAUUCCUGAUGGAGUGAGCAAUGUAGCAGAAGGAAACGUAGAGCAAUUUGGCUUGUAUGGAGGAUAUGAACGAGUUGACCAAGGAUGGUUAGUGAAAGACUCGGUGGUUCAGUUCCGGCUCUGUAACUCCACCCUCUACAAUGACCCCAUAAUGCUUUUUAAGAAGAAGUACCAAAAUAAAAAUGUUAGGGUAAAAGUGACUCCAAUUGACCUAAUCAACAGUCCUCAUGAGCCUCACAUGGGAGGAAUAGAUGAGAGUACAGAUUUUGAUAUUUCCAGUCUACAUAUCAAUACUAAACCUACUUGGCCUAUCACAGAAGUUGCUGUAAUGAAGGAAGGUUUAUGCAAGUUCCAUCAGCAAGAUCAGUUUGGUGUGGUGUGCAACAAUGGGGACUAUGUCGUCAUACAGUGCCGCAUGCUCAAACCUGAUAGCAAUGUUUUCCUCUGCGACUUCUACAUAGAGGACUCGAGGGAAGAGAUUCCCUGUUACCUAGGAUGCUCAUAUAUCUUGCCAUCAAACAUGAAGGAGAACUAUGGUGUAGCAACACUUCCAAUAACCUCUCCCAAGCAUAUACCAGUUGGGCAGCUAACAGUUCACUACAUGGUGGUGUACCCUAUGGAGUAUGGAGGAGACAUGAGUGUGUCAUACGCACAUCACUGGAAAGACAGCUGGAAGGGACUGGAGGUUGGUCAUCGUGGAGCUGGAAAUUCUUACCAUUCAGAAUCUAAGAGCUGUGCAAACAUCAGAGAAAAUACUGUCGCAUCUCUCAAGUAUGCAGCAGAGAAAGGGGCGGAUAUGGUGGAGUUUGAUGUUCAGCUAAGCAAAGAUCUCGUUCCAGUGAUCUAUCACGACUUUCAUGCCUGCAUUGCUCUCAAGCGCAAAAAGGAGCAGGAUAAGACUGACUUGUUAGAGAUCCCAAUCAAAGACCUUACACUUUCACAACUACAGGCACUGAAGGAUCUGAGUCAUCUCUUAGAAGGCACACCAUGCGACAUCCUCACUUACUGUGAUCAUGAAGAUAUGGUUUACCACAAGAAGGAACAAGGGCUGAGUAGGUUUUGUGAUGAGGAGUUUGAGGAUCAUCAGCCAUUUCCCACACUGCAAAGAGCUCUCGAGUGUGUCCCGCUUACUUGUGGCUUUAAUGUGGAAGUCAAAUGGACGAUGCAGCUGAGGGAUGGCACAUAUGAACUCCAACAUCCCUUUGAAUUAAACCAUUUCAUGGAUCUCAUUAUUAAGAUGAUUUUGGAGCACUCUGGCAAGAGAAAAAUAGUUUUCUCUUGUUUUCACCCAGACAUCUGCACAAUGCUUCGCCUCAAGCAGAAUCGCUACCCUGUUAUGUUCCUUACUCAGGGGAUAUCGGAAGUGUGGCCACCUUAUGAGGACCAACGCACAUCUUCCAUCCCUCAUGCAAUUUUGUAUGCUGUCAAUGCUGACAUUUUGGGUAUUAACGUUCACACUGAAGACUUGAUGCGUGACCAUACCCAGAUGAAAAUAGCAUUAGAUAACAACUUGAUUGUGUUUUGCUGGGGUGAUGACAAUAAUGACCAGGAGAAUAUAAAGUUCCUCAAGAAGGCUGGGCUUCAUGGCAUUAUCUAUGACAAGAUUGAUGAGUAUAACACUAAGGUGAAGAAAGAGAGCAUUUUUCUCUGUGAAGAAAGAGAAGCUGAAGAAGAAAUGAUGAAUGCUUCACAGGCAGAAGGUGCAGUAAUCACAAAAAGCAGCACUAGUGUGUGUCUUCAGUCUACUGGUGGCAUGGCCAACUUUAGUGAAAUGGCAGCUCCCCUUGCAAGUGAAAGUGACUUUGGUAAACCAGCUUCUUUAAAUGGGACACAAAACAUUGCCACAACAUCUAGCCACUGCAUGGACAAAGUUGAGUGUAAUGGUGAUCACUGUCAGUGUAGCCACUGCAAGCCUACAUCUUUCAGUGGUAUCUUGACGAGUGAAUAAAAAUGAAAAACGCCUUGUAUAAUUUUUGUGAUAAGUGUUAUUGAAUUAAGCCUAGUUUCAUAAGUAUGAAUAUAGGCCUAGUUUUUUGAUAAGUGUGAUUGAACAGAGGUCUAGUUUGUUGAUAAGUGUGACUGAAUAUAGACCUAGUUUUCAGAGAAAUGGCCUAGUGCUGACAAUAUUGUAAAACAGUGAUGGCACAGGAAUCUUUAUGGGUACGGUGUUUCACCCCAAAUAUGCUUUAUCAAGUACAUAAAGUAUAACAGAAAAUUACAUCUUUUAUAGCACAUUCAGACCAGGUAGUCCCAUGCUGGGUGGGUGAGGUGCGUAAAGUCAGUGUUGAAUAAGAAAUUCAAGGUUCUUUCCUACUCUGAUCUUGUGGGCUUCACCCACUCGCCACAUGAUCAUCCACCCUGAGUAUACUAAACAAGAUGUGUAUUUCUGUUAUAUUUUAUGUGCUGAUGAAGCCAAUUUGUGAUAAAACAUACCAGUAAAGACUCAGUUUCAUAAUAAGUGGCUGAAUUUAGGUCUAAUUUCUUGAUAAGUGCGACUGAAUAUGUUUCUUAAUAAGGUAUGACUGAAUGUAAUCCUGGUUUUACAAUGUGUCUGAUGAGUGUGAAUGAAUAUAUAAGCCUAGUGUCUUGAUAAUGAGUGUGAAUGAAUAUGAACUUAUAAUGAAACUAAGAGUUUGAUUGAAUAUAUGCCUUGGAUUGGUAAAUGAUAUGUAAAACCUUUGAAUUUAGAGGACAAGAAUACAAGGCUGUGCUUUGAUCACAUAUACUGAUCUGUUGUCUAAAUAUGUAUCUAUUAUUUUUUUAUACAUUUUAAUGACUUAAAUUUAACUACUGUAUUAUUUUCCACAUAUAUAUUAUUUAACAAUUGUUAAUGAGGAUAAUUACCAAUGUAAUUAGUAUUGUUUUAAAUAGUCUACACUGGACAUGGUCACUGAUCUGUCAUUCCAUACAUAUUAACAGUGUACUGAAUAUCCAGUUCAUGGAUUAACCCUUUGACUGUCGCAGGCCCCUUUCUGAAACUGUCAUUCUAUGUUGCAAAAUCGAAAAAAAUAAUUAUUUUUUUCUCAUGAAAAUUUUUUUUUUUUUUUAUUAUCACACCGGCCGAUUCCCACCAAGGCAGGGUGGCCCGAAAAAGAAAAACUUUCACCAUCAUUCACUCCAUCACUGUCUUGCCAGAAGGGUGCUUUACACUACAGUUUUUAAACUGCAACAUUAACACCCCUCCUUCAGAGUGCAGGUACUGUACUUCCCAUCUCCAGGACUCAAGUCCGGCCUGCCGCUUUCCCUGAAUCCCUUCAUAAAUGUUACUUUGCUCACACUCCAACAGCACGUGAAAAUGUUGAUUAUUUUUUUGAGUGUUUUAGUCCAAAAAAAAUUCUUUGCCAUCAGUACUUACCAAAAUAUAGAGGCGUGAAGUUUGCAGAAAAUGAGCCGCGUAUGGCAACAGUGGUGACUGCCGCUCACCCGGUAAACUUUGGUUUACUUGUAUUUGAAGUUUUUUUUUUUUUUUUUCACUUUUAUUUUUUCACAUAACUUAUGUGGCCUGUGAGACCAAAGUAAGGUGCAAUGUACAUAUAUACACUCGUUGUAUACAACACAAUAAGCACAAACAUAAUUAUCUAUCUUGUUUACAAAAACAAAUAUAAAAAAAAUUUUAUUACUAUUGUUCUAUAAUACAUAUACCAAUGUACAGUCACCGAACAUAUUCCUAGAAGUUCUGCAGCUUGUGGAACUCUUUGAAACAUGUUUUCAUACACAAUGGUGUUUUACACUUCACACACAAAACCAGUGUGUGCAUUUUUGUGGACUUUUUUUUUUUUAUGUGCAAAAACAAAACAACACCUCUGAGCAGUUUUCUUCAAAGUAUUAGCAGGCAGUUGUGUUAUGUAGUUAUCCUAGGUAAAUGGUCAUGUGUCAUCAUUCCUUCCUUCUGCUUUCUAUAAUAUAUAUACACAUAUAUAGUCACUAGAUAUUUUCAUAUAACUGCUAUUAUCUUCAUUCAGCAAGCUUGUCUUGUGUGCGAGUGUGUGGCUUAUAAUUGUUUUGAGUCAGCAGUUGGCAGCUGUCAAAACAAUGGGGUCGGAUGCUGCUUCCCCUCCAUUCUAUCUCUAUCUGUCUGUCUCACAGGUACACAUAAAUACAAGUAUACAUAGUGUAAAUUACCUAGGAUAACCCAAAAAAUCCAGACAAAGUGCUAUACUUGGCUUGAAGAUGUGAGUAAAGGUGAUGACACAGUCUUGUGGCUCUCUCUGAGACAGAGAGAUACAGAAAUGUUUGUGCACCAGCAAAAACAAAGUGAGGGCGAUGGUCAUCAAUCUUUUCUUAUCAGCUGCACCCUCGUUUACGCUCAUCAAACGUCAGAUGUUAUCUACCCUUAUCUUGUCACUGUCAUGGGGUGGACUUUUUUUUUUCUUGCUUCAAGGGAACAAUAUUAUUACAUCAUCAUCCUCCUCCUCCAUUGCUUUUGGUCUCAAACUCCUGGAAAUCAUGAAAUUGAUCUUCACUGACACUUCCAUCUGUGUUAGAACAUCACUUGGGAAGAGAAGAGUCCCAGAUUUGCUGGGGAGUCACAUAUUUCUUACCCCUAAGCAUGCUGAAAAAGGAGGACUGAAAUGGCAUUCCCACAAUGCACCACUGGCUCCCCGAUUUUUUUCAUAUGGUGCACACUGACCAUGGAGACCCAUUCUCUCACAUGUGGGCCUACCAGCUUUCUCCUGCUUGAUUUGAAGCCCCUAGAAUUUAUGCGUAUAAAUACUUCAGAAACAGUGGCGCUUAAGACGUAUUUAUACAGCGUAAACAGUCAAAGGGUUAAAGACCAUACAUAUACUGUACCUAUAAACUAUUAUUUUAAUUACAGUGGUAUAAUGACUAAGAAAUAUAGUUCUGUAAAUGAUUUUUAAUGAUACUACAGUGAUUACUCUUGUCCAAUAAAAAAAAAGAGGCACAGUGUAUUCCCUACAAUCUAAAUUUUUUGGAGGGGAAAACUAUUAUUAGCUAGUUUUCAGAAUAUAUAUUAUUAUUAUAAUCAAAAAGAAGUGCUAAGCCACAAGGGCUAUACAGCUCAGAAUAUAUAAUUGUGGCUAUUUUUAUAUCAGUAAUAUAUUUAAUCCAAAAAUCAUUAAGAAAAAAUCUAGAUUAAAAAAAAUUCUAUAUCUUGAUAAUUAGUUAUAAUCAAAACUAAGUGCUAAACUCCCAUAUCUUGAUAAAUUUGUGCUGUAUAGCCCUUGUGGCUUAGCACUUCUUUUGAUUAUAAUAAUUGAUAAACUUGUACUAAAUAUAUGUAACUCCAGCCCAUGUGCAUGAAGGAACUUGUUCGAAAAAAAAUGAAUUAAAAAGAUGAAGAAAAAAUAGGGCAUUCAAAUUAAAUGUUGGAAAUCAUUUUCUUGACCAAUCUCAAACUAAUAUUCACAUGGAUCAUACAGAAACCAGCAGAUAAGUGCAUUUUAAAAAUAUAUUUACUACCUAGCUUCUCUCUACAAACCUGCUGUAUCCCACUGAGGCAGGGUGACCUAAAAUGAAUUUCUCUUUAAAUUUAAUAAUGUAUACAGGAGAAGGGGUUACUAGUCCCUUGUGCCCGGCAUUUUAGUCGCCUCUUAUGACAGGCAUAGUUUACGGAGGAAGAAUUAUGUUCAACUUCCCCAUGGAAAUUGGCUCUAUUUAUGUUGCAUUAUUACAAGCAAGUGAGAGCCCAAAAUCGUAAGGAUCCUAUAUUAUGUUGAUGGGGAAGCACUAAACCUACGAGAUUAGGACUGUGUGGUGAUCAGGUUUGAUCAAAGUAAUUAGAGGGUUCCUCCAAUUCUAGUAAUGAAGUCCUUCACCAGCUUCAAGACAUUACUUUUGAAUAGAACAUUUAUACAGUGCCAUGGGAAACUAUUAGGUUCAAUCCAAGGUAGGUUAGGUUCUUGAAUCGAAAGUCCUUCACCAGCAUCGAGGCACAACUUUUGAGGUGACAUUUAUAUUGCGAUAUGCUAGUGUGAGGGAAAAGUUCAACAGAUAGGAGUAGCGAGCGAGUAUGUGGUAACGAUAGUUUGAUUGCCGGCUGCUUGUUAAGGUAGGGUCAGUCUAGCUCCCGCUAUCCUCCCCAUAUACAUGUAUAUUUUCUAAAUUUGGGCUUAGAUUUAUGAAAAAGCAGAACUAAAGAUAUUGUAGCCUUUAAUAAUAUCUAUAGGGAUAUUGAAUAGUUCUCCAUCUGAUUUGUUUUUAAAGUAUAUUUCUUAUAAGCAUACGAAAGGAAGACAUUUUUACUGGUUAUUGCUAAAUAAACAGAAAAUGCAUAUUAAGUGAAUCUCAUGUAACUAAUUAAAGUAUCAAGAUGG
Molecule: messenger RNA, 6674 nt
Organism: Cherax quadricarinatus
Lineage: Eukaryota; Metazoa; Arthropoda; Malacostraca; Decapoda; Parastacidae
Source: RefSeq, a predicted model, not a curated record